Messenger RNA from Phacochoerus africanus (Common warthog), 2379 nucleotides. It is a transcript of the gene RAD18, whose product is annotated as RAD18 E3 ubiquitin protein ligase. The record is from RefSeq and is a predicted model, not a curated record. The coding region runs from base 102 to 1610 and encodes 502 amino acids. Lineage: Eukaryota; Metazoa; Chordata; Mammalia; Artiodactyla; Suidae. Gene Ontology annotation, biological process: DNA damage tolerance; protein monoubiquitination. Gene Ontology annotation, cellular component: Rad6-Rad18 complex; nucleus. Gene Ontology annotation, molecular function: ubiquitin protein ligase activity; single-stranded DNA binding. The transcript is spliced from 13 exons.
GGCGCGUCGCGAAAUGCUGACGUACCUCAGUAGCGCGGGGAAUUUCGAGUGGCAGUGAGACCAGUGGGUAGCGGAUACCCCCCGCCUUUUUAGGGGAGACCAUGGACUCCUUGGUCGAACAACGGUGGCCUCCGGGGCUGGCAGUCAUGAAGCCAGUAGAUGAUUUGCUGCGGUGUGGAAUUUGCUUUGAAUAUUUCAACAUUGCAAUGAUGAUUCCUCAGUGUUCACAUAACUACUGUUCUCUUUGUAUAAGAAAAUUUCUGUCCUAUAAGACACAAUGUCCAACUUGUUGUGUGACAGUCACAGAGCCGGACCUAAAAAAUAACCGCGUGUUAGAUGAACUGGUAAAAAGCUUGAAUUUUGCACGGAAUCAUCUGUUGCAGUUUGCCUUAGAGUCGCCACCUGUAUCCCCUGCUUCCUCCUCUUCAAAGAACCAUGCUGUCAAAGUACAAAGUACUCCUGUAGGCUUCAGACAUUCUUUAAAGAAAGGGAGCAGGUUAAUGGAGAAUUUCUUGAUUAGAGAAACUGGUGGUUCCAUGUCAGAGUUGUUGAUAAAAGAGAAUGAAAGCAAAUUCAGCCCUCUGAAGGAGCUGAGCUCUUCUGCCAAGACUGGAGGGCCACCUUCUGUAGAAAAAUCAGCUCCAGGUUCCUCAGAGGCCAUUGUUCCUGAGACACCCUCUACCUCAGCCUUGAAACAAGUUAAUAAAGUGGAUUGUCCUGUUUGUGGGGUUAAUAUUCCAGAAAAUCACAUUAAUAAGCACUUAGACAGCUGUUUAUCACGUGAAGAGAAGAAAGAAAGCCUCAGAAGUUCUGUUCAGAAGAGGAAGCUGCUGCCCAAAACUGUAUAUAACUUGCUCUCAGAUCGAGAUUUAAAGAAAAAGCUAAAACAGCAUGGAUUAUCUGUUCAAGGAAAUAAACAACAGCUCAUUAAAAGGCACCAAGAAUUUGUACACAUGUACAAUGCCCAGUGUGAUGCUUUGCAUCCUAAAUCAGCUGCUGAAAUAGUUCAAGAAAUUGAAAAUAUGGAGAAGACUAGGAUGCGUCUUGAAGCUAGUAAACUGAAUGAAAGUAUAAUGGUUUUUACGAAGGACCAAACAGAAAAGGAAAUAGAUGAAAUUCACAGAAAAUAUCGUAAAAAACAUCAGAAUGAAUUUCAGCUUCUGGUAGAUCAGGCCAAAAAAGGAUACGAGAAAGCCGUUGGAAUGUCAAAAAAAAAAGUAACGAAAAAAGAUGAUGAAUCUACAAAAGACCUCUUGUCUGUAUGCGUGGGACCGGAGGAUAAUAAAAUGAAAUUGUCAGAUACGCCCUUUGUAACAAAGCACCUCCCUCAAUUAAUGCUGGACUCCCCAGGGAAGUUAGAGCCUGACAGACCAGAUGAUUCUUCCAGUUGUACUGAUUUUCAAGAAGAAGCUCUUUCUUCAUCAGAAUCAGAUUCAUGCAAUAGUUCCAGUUCAGACAUCAUAAGAGAUCUUCUAGAAGAAGAGGAGGCCUGGGAAGCAUCACACAAAAAUGAUCUUCAAGACACAGAAAUAAGUCCAAGACAGAAUCGUCGCACGAGAUCAGAUGAAAGUGUUGAGCUUGAGCCGAGAAAUAAACGGAACCGGAAUUAGUUUGGGCUUUGCUGACUUUCCCACUGCAGUGAUCAGAAUGUAGUCCUUUUUGUUGCCAUAUAGAUUUCAUGUUCAUAGAUGCCCAAAGUGAGGAUAUUAAAUCCUAAAUAUUAUAUUUAACUGAUUUUCAUUCUUUUCUGCUCUUCCAGGAAAAAAAAAUCUUAAAACAUCCUCACUUGGACCGUUACCUCCUGCUUCUAAGACAUCUCUCUCUAAAAAUACUGGCAUCCACAUGUUCCCCAGCUUUGCAGAGGGCAAAGACUUUUUGGCAAAGGGCUUUGUUUGAUUUUGUUUCUAAAUUCCAGAAUAUCCUUAAGCCAUUCUCUUCCAUGGAGAAACCAACUUCAUAAAAGGAUCCUUCAACACCUAUACCACAGGGAGCAAUAAGGGUAUUCAAGCUCUCUGUUUUUGGAAAGGCAGAUGCUGUUAACUCCUGUCCUGUGUGUGUGUGUGUGUGUGUGUGUGUGUGUGUGUGUACAGUGCCAGGAUGCCAGCGAGCUUGGUAUGGCCAUCACAGGAUGGUUGUUGCCUGAGUUUAAAGUGGUCGUUAAUCAGACCCGAGUCUUACCCUUUACCUGGAGUAGGAUGUUAGUACUGUAACCUAAAGGCACAGACAAUGACUUCGGAACAGAGUGGGCAUAUUCUCCAGAAACGGUACUUACAGAUGAUUACUUGGUCUUUUUGUUUCCACUUGGGUAAAUCGAAUCUUUAGCACUUUGAAUCCAGCUAUUAAAUAGAAAGGAUGCAAUAAAUGGAUUUUGUAAAUGAA